AUGGCAGCGCAGGAGGAAGGGACUGUGCUGAGGCUCAGCCCCUCAGAGCAGGAGGACCAGGAGGACGAGGAGGACGAGGAGGACGAGGAGGCGGCGGCUGCAAGGAGAGUGCAACGCUUUGCCUUAGACCCGCGGGUGCGCUUCCUGGGAGGCCGUCUGCAGCACGCGCUGGGGUUCCCGGAGGAGACGUGGGGCCAGUAUCUGGAGAGCGAGGACCACCGGCAGGCCCUAGGAGACUUUCUGGAGAGCACUGGUCCUGCCAGCCUGGUGUUUAGUGUCGCGGCCGCCGGGCGGCUCUCGGCUUCCCCCGAGAUUCCAAGAGAUGUGGAACACAAGCUGGUUUAUUUUGCCAAGAAGAUGACUGAAAACAUGGGAGAAAGUGAUUUCUCCCAAACCAUCUUAUUUGGAGAAAUACCCAGGUCAUUGCUUGCACAUGUAACUGCAUUCCUAGAUGAGAUAUUAGUCCCAAUUCUGUCUAAUAAGAACAACCAUAAGUCCUGGUCAUGCUUUAUCUCACAAGAUGUGGAACAUCACACAGAAGUCAUGAAAAAUAAGAUUCACAUUUUUAGGGGCAAAAUGUCAAGAAGAACUCAUCUCCCAAUACCUACUAUUGCAGAAAAUAUUGACUUGGAUCAGCAUUACUUGGUGACCAGGCCACAAUCAGAUGAGAGGAGAAUACUCCAUGCCAUUGAAUCUUUAGUCAUUAAAUGGUCACAUCAGAUCCAAGAAAUCAUAGAAAAAGAUUCAGCACACCUUCUACUGAGUGGUCUCCACCCGACCCCUGAGACGGAGCUGGACUUCUGGACCAUGAGGCAUGGGAACCUGAAAUGCAUAUACUGUCAACUUCAGGCUCCUAUUGUCCUCAAGAUGGUUAAGAUACUGACAACAAGACAAAGCAGCUAUCUUCCUGCUCUGAAGAGCAUCUUUACCACGGUAGAAAAUGCUCUUCUUGAAGCCCAGGAUGUGGAACUUCACCUAAGACCUCUGAGGAGGCACAUUCACGAUCUCCAGGAGGCAGAAUUCCCACAGACCGGAAUACUGAUUGCCCCAUUGCUUCACACCAUCUGUCUUAUCUGGAGUCAUUCCAAAUUUUAUAACACCCCCGCUCGGGUUAUAGUUUUACUGCAAGAGUUUUGUAACCUCUUCAUUGACCAGGCAAGAGAAUACCUGUCAACUGGCGAUCUUCUGAAAGGAGACAUUGAAGACGCACUGGCAAAGGUGCAGGGGGCCAUCAGUGUCUUAAAGACGUUCCAGAAUUCUUUCUUCAAAUAUAGAAAGGGAUUGACAAGCUAUUUCACAGGAAACAUGGAGCAGAGACCCUGGGAUUUUCAGUCUUACCUGGUGUUUGGCAGAUUUAACAAAUUUCUUGACCGGCUGGUAAAAAUAGAGGAUAUGUUUGUCACCAUACUGGAAUUUGAGAAACUGGAAAGACUGGAAUUUGGUGGCAGCAAGGGAGCCGUCCUAAAUGCACAAAUCCGCUCAACGAGUGAGGAAUUUAUCGAAUGCUGCAAAGUUUUCCAACAGAGCACUUACGAUCCGUCUGACUGUGAUGACAUGGAGUUUGAAAGUGAUUAUUUCAAAUUUAAGUCCAGAACCCUGGAUUUUGACAGAAGGCUUGGAACGCUACUAUGUGAAGGUCUCAGCAACUGCAGGGGUUUGGAGUCUGCAUUUAAGCUUUUGACCAUAUUUGGGAACUUUCUAGAGAAACCAGUUGUCAUGGAAAUGUUCAGCCCACAUUACAGCACAUUAUUGAACAUGUUUAGUGCAGAGUUGGAUAUGUGUAAGCAACUGUAUGAUGAACACAUGAAGCAGAUGGAACACGGGCAUGAAAUUCUGAACAAGAAUAUGCCAUUCACAUCUGGAAAUAUUAAGUGGGCCAGAAUGCUUCUUGAACGCCUUCAAAUGUUCUGGUCAAACUUUACAUCUCUCCAUUAUCUAUUUCCAGACAGUCCUGAUGAGGCUGCAGUCUGUCAGAAGUAUGCUGAAAUGACCACUUUGCUGGAUCAAUUUGAAAGUCACAUCUAUAGCGAAUGGAGAAGAAAUGUGGACGAAACCUGUGAAUUUAAUCUGAAUCAGCCCUUGGUUAAAUUCAGUCCCAUAAACGGCCUUCUUAGUGUCAACUUUGACCCAAAGCUUGUGGCGGUGUUGAGAGAAGUCAAAUACCUUUUGAUGCUGAAGAAGUCCGACAUACCAGAUUCAGCUUUAGGCAUUUUCCAGAAAAGGAACAUUAUUUUAAAGUACGUUGGGAAUCUUGAGCUCCUUGUACAAGGCUACAAUAAGCUGAAACAGACCCUUCUGGAAGUGGAAUACCCUCUCAUUGAGGAUGAGCUUGGAGCCAUUGAUGAGCAGCUCAGGGUGGCUGCAACCUGGCUGACAUGGCAAGAUGACUUCUGGGUCUACAUGGAGAGGGUGCAAGUGGCCACUGCUGAGCUGGAGUGCAGAGUGUCACAGACUCAGAGCAACAUGCGAACAAUCCAGCAAACCAUGCAGGCCUGGGCUGAGUGGCCGCUGCUGCCCCGGAGGGAGACCAGAAGAGAGACUGCCUUGACCUUGGAUGACAAGGGGUAUCUGUUUGCAAAGAAAUACAAGCUGAUCCGAGAAGAUGGUUGCAAGAUACACAGCCUGGUAGAGGAGAACCGGAAGCUCUUCAGAGCUGAUCCUUCCCUGGAUUCCUGGAAAAUUUAUGUGGAAUUCAUUGAUGACAUUGUGGUGGAAGGCUUUUUUCAGGCCAUCUUGCACGACCUGGACUUCUUCCUAAGGAACACAGAGAAACAGUUAAAACCUGCACCGUUUUUUCAGGCACAAAUGCUCUUAAUGCCCCCAGAGAUUGUGUUCAAGCCCCCUUUAGAGAGAGAGGCUGGGGAUGGCUUCUACGAUCUGGUGGAGGAAAUGUUGUGUGGCAGCUUCAGAGUGUCUGCCCAGAUGGGGCGUGUGGCUGCACACCUGGACAUCGCAGACUACCAGAAUGAUAUGGAUAACAUGUUAGGCCUGGCCGAGGUACGGCAGGAGAUAAUGAAUAGAGUUGCUGAUGUCAUCAAUAAAGUCUUGGAGUUCAGAAGUUCUCUGGAGACCUACUCUUACCUCUGGGUGGAUGACCGGGUAGAGAUUCUAAGGCAGUUUCUCCUGUAUGGCCAUGCUGUGCCAUCUGAGGAGAUGGAUGUUCCUGCAAGCGAAGAUGUCCUGCAACCACCAACACUAGAACAAUUCAAAGAACAGAUUGACAUUUAUGAGGCUUUGUAUGUUCAGAUGAGCAAGUUUGACGACUUCCGAGUGUUUAACAGUUGGUUCAAGGUAGACAUGAGACCUUUUAAGUUGAGCUUGCUCAAUGUGAUCAAGAAGUGGAGCUGGAUGUUUCAAGAGCAUCUGCUAAGAUUUGUCGUCGACAGUCUGAGUGAGCUGCAAGGAUUCAUCAAGCAGACAGAUGCAGGUCUUCAGAGACAGCUGUGUGAGGGCGACCAUGAUGGCUUAGUUGACAUCAUGGGUCACCUUCUGGCUGUAAGAAGCCGACAGAGAGCUACUGAUGAGCUCUUUGAACCUCUGAAAGAAACGAUCACGCUUCUGGAAAGCUAUGGCCAGAAGAUGCCCGAGCAAGUCUAUGCCCAGCUGGAGGAGUUACCUGAAAGAUGGGAAACCACCAAGAAAAUUGCAGCCAUGGUCAGACACGAGGUCUCGCCGCUUCAAAAUGCAGAGGUCACUCUUAUAAGGAAAAAAUGUAUUUUGUUUGAUGAAAAGCAAGCAGAAUUCAGAGAGAGAUUCAGAAGCUAUGCCCCUUUUGGAUUUAAGGCAGAGAAUCCAUACGCAGUGCUUGAUAAGGCAAAUCAGGAGCUCGAGGCUCUAGAGGAAGAGAUGGGGCAGAUGCAAAACUGUGCACGUCUUUUUGAGGUGGCUCUUCCGGAGUACAAACAAAUGAAGCAGUGCCGACAAGAAAUCCGCCUGCUCAAAGGGCUCUGGGAUGUCAUUAUUUAUGUUAGGAGAAGCAUUGAUAACUGGACUGAAACCCAGUGGAGACAGAUUAACGUGGAACAGAUGGACUUGGAGCUCAGAAGGUUUGCCAAGGAAAUUUGGUCACUGGACAAGACUGUCCGUGUCUGGGAUGCUUAUUCAGGCCUGGAAGGCACUGUGAAGGACAUGACAACCUCCCUAAGAGCCAUUGCAGAGUUGCAGAACCCUGCCCUCAGAGACAGGCAUUGGCAGCAGCUGAUGAAGGCCACUGGGGUCAGAUUCUCAAUAAAUGACAGCACAACGCUGUCAGACUUGCUGGCAGUGCAGCUGCACCGGGUAGAAGAUGACGUGAGAGACAUUGUGGAUCAGGCUGUGAAGGAGCUAGGCACAGAGAAGGUUAUCACUGAUGUCAGCCACACCUGGGAAGCCCUGGAAUUUUCUUAUGAGGCUCACCAUAGAACAGGCACCCCACUGCUGAAGUCUGAUGAACAGCUUUUUGAGACUCUAGAGCACAACCAGGUUCAGUUGCACACUCUUCUUCAGAGCAAGUACGUGGAAUACUUCAUUGAACAAGUCCUAAGCUGGCAAAACAAGCUAAAUGUAGCCGAUGCAAUUAUCUUUACUUGGAUGCAAGUCCAGCGAACCUGGUCUCACCUGGAAAGCAUCUUCGUUUGUUCAGAAGAUAUUAGAGUCCAGCUUGUGGAAGAUGCCAGAAGAUUUGAUGAAGUCGAUGCUGAAUUUAAGGAGUUAAUGUUCGAGACAGCCAAAAUAAAGAAUGUCUUAGAAGCAACAUGCAGACCACACCUCUAUGAGAAACUUAAAGAUUUUCAGCACAGACUCUCUCUUUGUGAAAAAGCCCUGGCUGAAUACCUGGAAACCAAGCGGGUCACGUUCCCUCGCUUCUACUUCAUCUCCUCUGCAGACUUGCUGGACAUUCUCUCCAAGGGAGCACAGCCGACACAGGUAACACACCACCUUGUCAAACUCUUUGACAGCAUCUCGGAUCUGCAGUUCGAAGAUAAUCUGGAAGUGUCCACACACAAAGCAGUUGGGAUGUUCAGCAAAGAAAAGGAGUAUGUCCCAUUCCAGGCUGGAUGUGAAUGCAUAGGCCAUGUGGAAAGCUGGCUUCUGCAACUUGAACAGACCAUGAAGGACACAGUGCGCCUGGCAAUCACAGAAGCCAUCGCAGCCUAUGAGGAGAAACCUAGGGAGCUCUGGAUCUUUGAUUUCCCAGCUCAGGUGGCUCUAACUGGAUCACAAAUAUGGUGGACCACAGAUGUAGGAAUUGCCUUCAGUCGACUAGAGGAGGGCUAUGAAACAGCCUUAAAGGAUUUCCAUAAGAAACAGAUUUCACAGCUGAACACACUGAUCACACUUCUUCUGGGAGAACUUUCACCCGGAGACAGGCAGAAGGUCAUGACCAUCUGCACCAUCGAUGUCCAUGCCAGAGAUGUGGUGGCCAAAUUGAUUUCUCAGAAGGUUGUCAGCCCCUAUGCUUUUACCUGGCUGUCUCAACUCCGACACGAGUGGGAGGAUUCGAGGAAACACUGCGUUGUUAAUAUUUGUGACGCCCACUUCCAGUACUUCUACGAAUACUUGGGAAACAGUCCACGGCUGGUGAUCACUCCUCUCACUGACAGGUGUUACAUCACUUUAACUCAAUCACUUCAUCUGACCAUGAGCGGAGCUCCAGCCGGCCCAGCUGGAACAGGGAAAACGGAAACCACCAAAGACCUUGGCCGUGCCCUAGGCAUGAUGGUUUAUGUAUUCAACUGCUCAGAGCAAAUGGACUACAGGUCCAUAGGGAACAUCUAUAAAGGACUGGUGCAGACGGGAGCAUGGGGCUGCUUUGAUGAGUUCAACCGCAUCGCUGUGGAGGUUCUCUCCGUGGUGGCGGUGCAGGUGAAGAUGAUUCACGACGCCAUCAGGAACAGGAGAAGGAGAUUUGUAUUUCUUGGAGAGACUAUCCCGCUGAAGCCAUCGGUUGGAAUAUUUAUCACUCUGAACCCAGGAUAUGCUGGUCGAACCGAAUUACCAGAAAAUCUCAAAGCACUGUUCAGACCCUGUGCCAUGGUGGCCCCGGACACUGAGCUGAUCUGUGAAAUCAUGUUGGUGGCGGAAGGGUUUGUGGAUGCACGCUCAUUGGCCCGGAAGUUCAUUUCCUUGUACACACUCUGUGAGGAGCUGCUGUCCAAGCAGGAUCACUAUGACUGGGGACUUCGUGCUAUUAAGUCUGUCUUGGUGGUAGCUGGCUCCCUGAAACGAGGAGAUAAAAAUAGACCCGAAGAUCAGGUGCUCAUGAGGGCAUUGAGGGACUUUAAUCUGCCUAAAAUUGUAACUGAUGAUGUCCCAGUGUUCCUGGGCCUGGUUAGCGACCUGUUUCCAGCCCUGGAUGUGCCUCGGCAGAGGAAACCACACUUUGAACAGAUGGUCAAGCAGUCUACCCUGGAACUUCGCCUGCAGCCCGAGGAGAGCUUCAUCCUCAAAGUUGUCCAGCUUGAGGAGCUACUGGCUGUGCGACAUUCUGUCUUUGUGGUUGGAAACGCAGGCACAGGAAAGAGUAAGAUUUUGAGAACGCUGAACAGAACAUAUGUUAACAUGAAACAGAAGCCCGUUUGGAGUGACUUAAACCCCAAGGCUGUGACAACAGAUGAACUCUUUGGUUUCAUACAUCAUGCUACCCGAGAAUGGAAAGAUGGUCUCUUCUCAUCCAUUCUGAGAGAGCAGGCUAAUCUUACACAUGAUGGGCCAACCUGGAUAGUCCUGGAUGGGGAUAUUGACCCCCUGUGGAUCGAGUCCCUCAACACAGUGAUGGAUGAUAACAAGGUGCUGACCCUCGCCAGCAAUGAACGAGUGGCCCUCACACCUUCCAUGAGGCUUCUGUUCGAGACCCAUCACCUGCGGACAGCCACACCAGCCACGGUCUCCAGAGCUGGCAUUUUGUAUGUGAACCCUCAGGAUCUGGGCUGGAAUCCGUAUGUGGCCAGUUGGAUAGACAGAAGACGGCAUCAAUCAGAAAAGGCCAAUUUAACUAUUCUUUUUGAUAAAUACAUUCCCGUGUGCUUGGAGAAGCUAAGAACUAGCUUUAAAGCCAUCACUUCCGUCCCAGAGAGCAGCUUGGUGCAGACUAUUUGUACUCUUUUGGAGUGUUUGUUGACUCCCGAGAACAUACCUCCUGACAGUCCUAAAGAGACCUAUGAAGUCUAUUUUGUCUUUGCUUGUGUCUGGACAUUUGGAGGCACCCUACUACGGGAUCAGCUUUCUGAUUAUCAAGCCGACUUCAGUAGAUGGUGGCAUAAGGAAAUGAAAGCAGUGAAGUUUCCAUCCCAGGGAACCGUCUUUGAUUAUUAUCUGGACCACAAAACUAAAAAAUUUUUGCCUUGGACUGACAAGGUUCCCCAGUUCACCAUGGAUGCUGAUGCGCCCCUGAAGACAGUUCUGGUACACACACCAGAGACAACUCGUCUUAGGUAUUUUACUGAGUUGCUACUUGACAAAGGCAAACCGCUAAUGCUGGUUGGAAAUGCAGGAGUGGGGAAAACGGUCUUUUUGAGCAACACCCUAGCAAGUCUCUCUGAGAACUACAUAGUGUCCUGUGUGCCUUUCAACUACUACACAACAUCAGCAGCCCUGCAGAUAAGGUACGAUCGACAUAAAGUGAUGCUCAAGGAAAUCCGCAACUGCCAGUAUGUAGCCUGCAUGAAUCCCAUGGUGGGUAGCUUCACAGUCAACCCAAGGCUGCAGAGACAUUUCACCGUGUUUGCGUUCAACUUUCCAUCUUCGGAUGCACUGACCACUAUCUACGGUCAGAUCUUCAGCUUCUAUCUCCAACAGCAAGCAUUCUGCCCUUCAGUUCUCAGGGCUGGCCCCUCUUUGAUCCAGGCAACCAUUGCGUUCCAUCAGACGAUGGCAGAGAGCUUUGUGCCCACAGCCGUUAAAUUCCAUUACAAUUUUAAUCUAAGAGACUUAUCAAGCAUCUUCCAGGGGAUUUCGUUUGCUUCUCCUGAGUGUUUAAACUGCCUGGAAGACUUAGCACGCCUGUGGCUUCAUGAAGCGUCACGUGUUUAUGGAGACAGACUGAUAGACACAAACGAUUUUGACUUAUUUCAGAGGAAAAUGCUGGAAACUGCCCAUAAGUACUUUAAAGGUGCAGAUGCUAACACGCUGCUGCGGCAGCCCCUUGUCUAUUGUCACUUUGCCAGUGGAGGGGAAGACCCUUGUUACAUGCCAGUGAAGGACUGGGAAGGGCUAAAGGCAGUUCUUACGGAGAUGGUAGACAACUACAAUGAACUCCACUCAGCGAUGCACCUGGUGCUAUUUGAAGAUGCCAUGCAACACGUGUGUCGAAUCAGCCGCAUCCUUCGGACCCCUCAAGGCCACGCCCUCUUGGUUGGCGUUGGCGGCAGUGGCAAGCAGAGCCUGUCUCGGCUGGCAGCUUACAUCUGCAGCUUGGAGGUCUUUCAGAUCACUCUGACGGAAGGCUAUGGGACCCAAGAGCUUAGGGUAGAUCUGGCCAAUUUGUACGUCAGAACUGGAGCCAAGAACAUGCCCACCGUGUUCCUGCUGACAGAUGCCCACGUUCUAGAUGAGAGCUCCCUUGUGCUGAUUAAUGACUUGCUGGCAUCGGGAGACAUCCCAGAUCUGUUCAGUGAUGAAGAUAUGGACAAGAUCAUUUCCGGGAUUCGUAAUGAAGUUCGAGGCCUCGGCUUAGUGGACUCCAGGGAAAACUGUUGGGCAUUCUUUUUGGCCAGAGUUCGACAACAGCUCAAAAUGGUUUUUUGUUUCUCACCGGUUGGUCACACACUGCGAGUUAGAGCCCGGAAGUUCCCAGCCAUAGUUAACUGCACAACUAUUGACUGGUUUCAUGCAUGGCCACAGGAGGCUCUGGUCUCAGUCAGCAGGAGGUUCAUUGAAGAAAUCGAGGGGAUUGAGCCACAGCACAAAGAUUCUAUCAGCCUUUUCAUGGCGCAUGUUCACGCCAGUGUAAAGGAAGUGAGUGCCUGGUACUACCAGAACGAGAGAAGAUACAACUAUACGACCCCCAGGAGUUUCUUAGAACAGAUAUCACUGUUUAAGAGCCUGCUGAAGAAGAAGCGCGAAGAGGUACAGCAGAAGGAGGAGCACCUGGGGAAUGGAAUCCAGAAGCUGCAGACUACGGCCUCACAGGUGGGAAAUCUGAAGUCCAGGCUGGCCUCUCAAGAAGCUGAGCUGCAGCUCAGAAACCAGGAUGCAGAGGCCCUGAUCACAAAGAUUGGGCUUCAGACGGAGAAAGUGAGCCGGGAAAAGGCCAUCGCGGACGCGGAGGAGCGAAAGGUGGCUGCCAUUCAAACUGAAGCAUCCCAGAAGCAGAGAGAGUGUGAAGCUGACUUACUCAAGGCUGAGCCUGCCCUGGUGGCUGCUAAGGAUGCACUCAAUACACUCAACAGGGUGAACCUCACAGAACUGAAAACCUUCCCCAACCCCCCAAAUGCUGUUACCAAUGUAACCGCAGCUGUGAUGGUCCUAUUGGCCCCCCGAGGCAGAGUGCCAAAAGACCGAAGUUGGAAAGCAGCUAAAAUCUUCAUGGGGAAGGUUGAUGACUUCCUACAAGCGUUAAUUAACUACGAUAAAGAGCACAUUCCAGAGAACUGUCUAAAAGUAGUAAAUGAACAAUAUUUGAAAGACCCAGAGUUUAACCCAAACCUGAUUCGGACCAAAUCUUUUGCAGCGGCUGGUCUCUGUGCCUGGGUCAUCAACAUCAUCAGGUUUUACGAGGUUUAUUGUGAUGUGGAGCCCAAACGCCAGGCAUUGGCCCAAACAAACUUGGACCUGGCUGCAGCUACUGAAAAGCUGGAGGCUGUAAGGAGGAAGCUCGUGGAUCUGGAUCAUAAUCUGAGCAGACUCACAGCUUCAUUUGAAAAGGCAACAGCUGAGAAGGUCCGGUGUCAGGAAGAAGUGAAUCAAACCAAUAAGACGAUCGACCUAGCCAACAAACUUGUCAGUGAACUUGAGUCAGAGAAGAUUCGAUGGGGUCAGUCCAUUAAGUCCUUUGAAACUCAAGAGAAGACACUGUGUGGAGAUGUGCUGCUCACAGCAGCAUUUGUGUCUUAUAUUGGGUCCUUCACAAGACAGUAUCGCCAGGAACUGGUGGACUGCAAGUGGAUACCAUUUCUUCAGCAGGUUUCCAUCCCAAUAGCAGAAGGGCUGGACUUGAUUGCCAUGUUGACAGACGAUGCUACAAUUGCCACCUGGAAUAACGAAGGGCUACCCAGCGACAGGAUGUCAACUGAAAAUGCCACCAUUCUAACUCACUGCGAGCGCUGGCCCCUGAUGAUCGAUCCCCAGCAACAGGGAAUUAAGUGGAUCAAGAAUAAGUAUGGGCCUGACCUGAAAGUCACACACUUAGGCCAGAAAGGGUUUUUAAACACCAUUGAGACAGCCUUGGCCUUCGGUGAUGUCAUCCUAAUUGAGAACCUCAAGGAGACAGUGGAUCCAGUCCUGGGUCCUCUGCUCGGCAGGAACACCACUAAGAAAGGAAAGUACAUCAGGAUUGGCGAUAAAGAAUGUGAAUUCAACAAGAACUUCCGCCUCAUUCUACACACAAAACUGGCAAAUCCACACUACAAGCCAGAACUACAAGCCCAGACUACUCUUCUCAACUUCACAGUCACAGAAGAUGGUCUCGAAGGCCAGCUGCUGGCAGAGGUGGUCAGUAUCGAAAGGCCAGAUUUGGAGAGGCUAAAGCUGGUUUUGACCAAGCAGCAAAACGACUUUAAGAUAGAGCUGAGGCAGCUUGAGGAAGACCUUCUCCUGCGCCUCUCUGCUGCUGAGGGGAGCUUCCUGGACGACACAGACCUGGUAGAGCGCCUUGAGACCACCAAGGCCACCGCAGCAGAAAUAGAGCACAAGGUGACAGAAGCCAGAGAAAAUGAAAGAAAAAUCAACGAGACCCGUGAAUGCUACAGACCAGUGGCAGCAAGAGCCUCCCUUCUGUACUUUGUCAUCAGUGACCUCAGGAAAAUCAACCCCGUCUACCAGUUCUCUCUGAAGGCUUUCAACACACUGUUCCACAGAGCCAUUGAGCAAGCUGACAAGGUGGAGGAUACUCAGGAGCGCAUCUGUGCCCUAAUAGAGAGCAUCACCCACGCCACCUUCCUCUAUGCCAGCCAAGCACUGUUUGAGAGGGACAAGCUCACAUUUCUGUCCCAGAUGGCCUUUCAGAUCUUGUUGAGAAGGAAUGAGAUCCACCCCCUCGAGUUGGACUUCCUGCUUCGGUUCACAGUUGAGCAUACUUACUCGAGCCCUGUGGAUUUUCUAACUGCUCAGUCAUGGAGUGCUGUUAAGGCAGUCGCCCUCAUGGAGGAAUUCCGAGGCCUAGACCGAGAUGUGGAAGGAUCUGCCAAGCAGUGGAGGAAAUGGGUAGAGUCAGAGUGUCCUGAAAAAGAAAAGUUACCGCAAGAAUGGAAGAAGAAAAGUUUAAUACAGAAACUGAUUAUUUUGAGAGCCAUGCGGCCUGACAGGAUGACGUAUGCCCUGAGAAACUUCGUAGAAGAGAAGCUAGGAGCCAAGUAUGUGGAGAGGACUAGAUUGGAUCUGGGUAAAGCAUUUGAAGAAAGCAGCCCGAGCACCCCGGUGUUCUUCAUCCUGUCUCCAGGUGUUGAUGCCCUUAAAGACUUAGAGGUGCUCGGCAAAAGACUGGGGUUUACGACUGACUCUGGAAAAUUCCACAAUGUGUCUCUAGGGCAAGGUCAGGAACUAGUGGCAGAAAUAGCGUUGGAGAAAGCUGCCACUGGAGGACACUGGGUCAUCCUUCAGAAUGUUCAUCUGGUAGCCAAGUGGCUGGGAACUCUGGAGAAACUCCUUGAAAAAUUCAGUCAAGGAAGCCACAGAGAUUACAGGGUGUUCCUGAGUGCUGAGACUGUACCUUCCCAACAAGAGCCCAUAAUCCCUCAAGGCCUCCUGGAAAAUUCCAUUAAGAUCACUAACGAGCCCCCCACAGGAAUGCUGGCCAACCUACAUGCCGCUCUGUACAACUUUGACCAGGAUACACUUGAGAUGUGCUCCAAGGACCAGGAGUUUAAAAGCAUCCUCUUCUGUCUGUGCUACUUCCAUGCCUGUGUGGCAGGGAGACUGAGGUUUGGUCCACAGGGCUGGAGCCGAAGCUAUCCUUUCAGUCCUGGAGAUCUGACUAUCUGCACCAACAUCCUCUACAACUACUUAGAGGCAAACCCUAACGUCCCAUGGGAAGACCUCCGUUACCUCUUUGGGGAGAUCAUGUAUGGGGGCCACAUCACAGAUGCCUGGGAUCGAAAACUAUGCCGGGUGUAUCUAGAAGAAUUCAUGAAUCCAUCUCUGAUUGAGGACGAAGUCAUGCUGGCACCAGGAUUUGCAGCCCCUCCCUACUCAGAUUACUCUGGUUACCACCAGUACAUAGAAGACAUGUUGCCUCCAGAAAGCCCGGCACUGUAUGGUCUCCACCCCAAUGCUGAAAUAGAGUUACUAACAGUGACAUCCAACACGCUCUUCAGAGCUCUGCUGGAGAUGCAACCCAGAAGUGCAGUCAGCCAAGAGGAACUGGGGCAGUCUACAGAAGACAAGGUUAAGAAUAUCUUGGAUGACAUUUUGGAGAGACUUCCAGAAGAGUUCAACAUGGCAGAGAUAAUGCAAAAGAACCCAAAUAGAAGCCCGUAUGUUCUUGUUUGCUUUCAAGAGUGUGAGAGGAUGAACGUUCUCAUCCGGGAAAUCCGUGUGUCACUUCAACACUUAGACCUUGGUUUGAAGGGAGAGUUGACAUUAUCUCCUGACGUGGAAACCCAGCUGUCUGCCCUGAGUUAUGACCGGGUUCCAGACACGUGGAACAAACUGGCAUAUCCAUCUACUUAUGGCCUGGCCCAGUGGUUUAACGACCUCCUCUUACGCUGCCGGGAACUUGAUACUUGGACGCAAGACCUCACCCUCCCAGCGGUUGUGUGGCUUUCUGGGUUCUUCAACCCUCAGUCUUUCUUAACAGCAAUCAUGCAGACCAUGGCUCGAAAAAACGAGUGGCCACUGGACAGAAUGUGUUUGACUAUAGAUGUUACUAAAAAAACAAAGGAAGACUAUGGCCACCCCCCCAGAGAAGGUGCAUACCUUCAUGGUCUUCACCUGGAAGGUGCCAGGUGGGACAUCCAAUCAGGAGCCCUUGUUGAUGCACGCCUUAAGGAGUUAACGUCCACGAUGCCCGUCAUCUUUGCCAAAGCCGUGCCCAUGGACAGACAAGAAAUUAAGUAUGCCUAUGAGUGCCCCGUUUACAAAACCAAAGCAAGAGGCCCCACCUAUGUGUGGACGUUCAGGCUAAGGAGUAAAGACAGGAUAGCUAAGUGGGUACUGGCAGGUGUGGCUCUAUUGCUGGAAGCAUGAACAUCCUUGGUACUAUAGCUCAUGUUCCUCUGGUUUCAGCCAGACACAGCGAGCAUGUUUUAGUAACAGGUGUAUACAUUCUUUUGUUAGAGAGGGUGAGUAAUCACAGUACACAAGGCCCAAACACCUA
Molecule: messenger RNA, 13450 nt
Organism: Mus pahari (shrew mouse)
Lineage: Eukaryota; Metazoa; Chordata; Mammalia; Rodentia; Muridae
Gene: Dnah11
Product: dynein axonemal heavy chain 11
Exons: 82
Coding region: 1-13320 (4439 amino acids)
Biological process (GO): microtubule-based movement
Cellular component (GO): dynein complex
Molecular function (GO): dynein intermediate chain binding; dynein light intermediate chain binding; ATP binding
Source: RefSeq, a predicted model, not a curated record